AUGGGUGAUAAGAAGAAGUACAAGAAACAGAAACUAAUGGAUUCAGAGGCUGAACGAGUGGCAGAGGUUGCAGAGGAAAGCUUAAGAGAGCACCCUCAUCCUGAACAGCCACAGAAGAUGGAAUUCCAUGAUGGAGGUGAGUUCAAAGGCGUUGAAAGACACAACACUUCAGCACAUCUGGCCGAGAAACUCGAGGAUGGCCCUAAAAACCCCUUCACUGGUGAAGAACUAUCUCAGAAAUACUUUGAUAUUUUGAAGGUCAGAAGAGAUUUGCCUGUGCAUGCCCAGAGAGAUGAGUUCUUGAAGACUUUUCAAAGCACUCAGAUCAUGGUGUUUGUUGGUGAAACCGGUUCCGGUAAAACAACUCAGAUUCCUCAGUUUGUGCUUUAUGAUGAUAUGCCUCAUCUCCACGGUAAGAUGGUCGCUUGUACUCAACCUAGAAGAGUUGCUGCUAUGUCUGUGGCAAAGAGAGUGGCAGAUGAAAUGGAUGUGCAGCUUGGUGACGAGGUCGGUUACCUGAUCAGAUUUGAAAAUAAGACUUCUCCAAAGACCAUGCUUAAGUAUAUGACUGAUGGUAUGCUUUUGCGUGAAGCAAUGGAAGAUCACGACUUGCUGAAAUAUUCAUGUAUCAUGCUAGACGAAGCUCACGAGCGUACAUUGGCUACUGAUAUCUUGAUGGGUCUUUUGAAGCAGGUCACUGCCCGUAGACCUGACCUCAAGCUUAUUAUUAUGUCUGCUACUUUGGAUGCUGAAAAGUUCCAGCAAUACUUCCAUAAUGCUCCACUUCUCGCUGUGCCUGGUCGUACCCACCCCGUCGAGAUCUACUACACACCAGAGUUCCAAAAGGACUACUUGGACGCUGCUAUAAGAACCGUCUUGCAAAUUCACGCUACAGAGGAUGAGGGUGAUGUCCUUCUAUUCUUGACAGGUGAAGAAGAGAUUGAAGAUGCAUGCAGAAAGAUCCAGCUUGAAAGUGAUGAAUUAAUUCGUGAACAGGGAUGUGGCCCCGUGAAGGUGUACCCAUUGUACGGUUCCUUGCCUCCUCAUCAACAACAGAAGAUCUUUGAGCCUGCUCCAGAAAAUCAUAGACCGGGUGGAAGACCUGGUAGAAAGAUUAUUAUUUCUACCAACAUUGCUGAAACAUCUCUUACCAUUGAUGGUAUUGUCUAUGUUGUUGAUCCAGGUUUCUCGAAACAAAAGGUCUAUAACCCACGUAUUAGAGUUGAGUCAUUGCUUGUCUCUCCAAUUUCCAAAGCUUCUGCACAGCAAAGAGCUGGUCGUGCUGGUCGUACGCGGCCUGGUAAGUGUUUCAGGUUGUAUACUGAAGAAGCUUUCAAGAAAGAAUUGAUUGAGCAGUCUUACCCUGAAAUUUUGCGUUCUAACUUGGCAUCCACCGUGCUUGAACUUAAAAAAUUGGGUGUUGAUGACUUGGUUCAUUUUGAUUUCAUGGACCCACCAGCACCAGAAACCAUGAUGCGUGCUCUUGAAGAGCUCAACUACCUUCAAUGUCUUUCUGACGAGGGUGAUUUGACUGCCUUGGGUCGUCUUGCAUCCAACUUCCCUCUUGACCCAAUGUUGGCUGUCAUGUUGAUUGGAUCUCCAGCAUUCAAAUGUUCAGAGGAGAUUCUUUCGAUUGUUGCCCUCUUAUCUGUUCCAAAUGUGUUUGUGCGUCCAGCAUCUGCUAGAAAGAGAGCCGACGAAAUCAAGAUGUCCUUUGCCCAUGCUGAUGGUGACCACUUGACUUUGCUUAAUGUCUACGAAGCAUUCAACUCUGACGAAGCAUACGAAAUCGGUUUGCACCAAUGGUGCAGAGACAAUUUCUUGUCAUACCGUUCACUCACGUCUGCUAACAAUGUGCGUUCUCAGUUGCGUCGUCUUAUGGAACGUUACGAUCUCGAGCUCAACCUGACGCCUUUCGAAGACCGUAGUUACUGGGACAAUAUCAGAAAGGCGCUCGUUGCCGGUUUCUUUAUGCAAGUUGCAAAGAAGAAGAGCGGUAACAAGGGUUUCAUCACCGUCAAGGAUAACCAGGACGUUUUGAUCCACCCAAGCACGGUCCUCGCUAAGGAAAACGAAUGGGUUAUCUACAACGAGUUCGUGCUUACAUCUAAAAACUACAUUCGUACGGUGACAAACGUGCGCCCUGAGUGGUUGGUGGAGUUGGCUCCAAAGUACUACAACUUGAGCCAUUUUUCCAGAGGCGAUGUGAAGCUUUCAUUAGAAAGAAUCAUUGGCAAACAGUAA
This is a messenger RNA of Candidozyma haemuli, 2244 nucleotides long. Its product is annotated as DEAH-box ATP-dependent RNA helicase. The record is from RefSeq and is a predicted model, not a curated record. Lineage: Eukaryota; Fungi; Ascomycota; Pichiomycetes; Serinales; Metschnikowiaceae. The transcript has a single exon. Gene Ontology annotation, cellular component: spliceosomal complex; intracellular anatomical structure. The coding region runs from base 1 to 2244 and encodes 747 amino acids. Gene Ontology annotation, molecular function: RNA helicase activity; ATP binding; RNA binding.